Aethalodelphis obliquidens (Pacific white-sided dolphin) is the source of this 2192-nucleotide messenger RNA. RefSeq names its product isochorismatase domain containing 1 (gene ISOC1). The coding region runs from base 225 to 1115 and encodes 296 amino acids. NCBI's taxonomy places the organism in Eukaryota, Metazoa, Chordata, Mammalia, Artiodactyla, Delphinidae. The record is from RefSeq and is a predicted model, not a curated record. The transcript is spliced from 5 exons.
CGCCGGAAGUUGGAGGGGGCGCUCGCCCGAGCGCCGGCCCCACAGCCAGGCCCUCCGCAGGGUCCGCCCUCCGCCGGGCAUGGAGGAGGGCGCGGGAGCCGCGGCCGCCAGGACCCGCCCCCUCGCCUUCCAGAGCAAGCGACAGGCGGCGCGAGGAGGCGGGGCCGCGGCUGCUGGCGGUGUCUGCGCCUCGCGGUUUCGGAGCUAGCAGACGCUCGGGGAACAUGGCGGCGGCCGAGCCCGCGGUCCCGGCGCUCCCCAGCGGCGGUGGCUUGGGGGCGCCGUCGGGCACGGUCCCCGUGCUUUUCUGCUUCUCGGUCUUCGCGCGGCCCUCAGCCGUGCCGCACGGCGCGGGCUACGAGCUGCUCAUCCAGAAGUUCCUCAGUCUGUACGGCGACCAGAUAGACAUGCACCGCAAAUUCGUGGUGCAGCUCUUCGCGGAGGAGUGGGGCCAGUACGUGGACCUGCCCAAGGGCUUCACGGUGAGCGAGCGCUGCAAGGUGCGCCUCGUGCCGCUGCAGAUCCAGCUUACUACCCUGGGAAAUCUUACACCUUCAAGCACUGUGUUUUUCUGCUGUGAUAUGCAGGAAAGGUUCAGACCAGCCAUCAAGUAUUUUGGAGAUAUUAUUAGUGUGGGACAGAGAUUGUUACAAGGGGCCCGGAUUUUAGGAAUUCCAGUUAUUGUAACAGAACAGUACCCUAAAGGUCUUGGUAGCACCGUUCAAGAAAUUGAUUUAACGGGUGUAAAACUGGUACUUCCAAAGACCAAGUUUUCAAUGGUAUUACCAGAAGUAGAAGCAGCAUUAGCAGAGAUUCCUGGAGUCAGGAGUGUUGUGUUAUUUGGAGUAGAAACCCAUGUGUGCAUCCAACAGACAGCUCUGGAGCUCGUUGGCAGAGGUAUUGAGGUUCAUAUUGUUGCUGAUGCCACGUCAUCGAGAAGCAUGAUGGACAGGAUGUUUGCUCUUGAGCGUCUUGCUCGAACUGGGAUCAUAGUGACUACAAGUGAAGCUGUUCUGCUACAGCUGGUGGCUGAUAAAGAUCAUCCAAAAUUCAAGGAAAUUCAGAAUCUAAUUAAGGCGAGUGCUCCAGAGUCGGGUCUGCUUUCCAAAGUAUAAGACAUGUGAAGAACGGGUGUGCUACUCACCAUCAGGUGACAGGACUGUAAGCCCGGACAAGCUCAUGUCUCUAGUAGAAAGAAUUAAAACGUUAAGUCAAAAAUUGGCUCUUUUUUGCGCCUCUUAGUAAAACUUAACCAAUUAGACCGUUUGGGUACCAGCAUUUAGUUACAGAUGUCAAAGGUUUUAGGUGCUGCUUACCUUCUUCUUAUGUUAAUGUGCUUUUAUUUAUUAAAAAAAUUAUAAUGGAGGUGCCUGUUUUCUCUAUACCAUAUACACUGAUCAUACUUUCAAAAGUGCACACUCUUGUGAAAUUUUCUUAAAUUGUGCACAGUUAAAGACAAAGAUCUCCCAGUAAUAGUUUGACUUUUGUCUUAUUGUAAGAUGUAUGUUACAAUGUUAAUGUGGAUUCAGUGCUUUUACUUUACAGGUUGAUUGAAAUAGGAUUAUUAAACGAGAAUUUAAAAACAGGACUCUGGAUCUUGUUACCCCUUUCACGAUGCAGUCAAGUUAUUUAUUAUGUUGCACUGGUUUAACCAGACAAACUUACGUUGAAUAAUUACAUAUCUUUCUUAAUUAUGCUAAUUUUCUUAUUCUGCUCACCAUCACUAAUUCUCUGUUAAUGUUCUCUUUUUUAACUGAAUCUUUUACCCAGAAAGACUCAUUCGCUCAUUGCUUGUUUUAAUUUUGUAAACAGAUGGGAGGAUUUGCAACACCAUAUCAUUAAUGGAGGGCUGUUUUAACAUCUUUGAAGUAUUACUUUAGCUGAAUAGCUUUAUAACCAUCUUGAAUACAUCUAAUAAGCACAAGAUUUAGCAAAAAGGUAAAGGCUGGAUAAAACGUAGUUUUAAAACAUCCAUAUUCUUGUUUGAAAUUUUUUCCACCUACCUUCCAAUUACUGUUAAUGCAAAAGGCCUCAGUAAUCAUUUGGUAGUAUUGCUUUUGCAGUCAUUACUACCAUUCAAUAAAUUUAUUUUCAUUAAAUACUUACUAUAGGGUUUUAAAACUUUUUAAAAAAUAUUAUGUGAAAUAUGAAACAUUGGUGUCUUUUAUAUUAAAGUAAUUAAAGAAAACGUA